AGCAUCACCUCCACAGAGCAAGUGCCUUUACUUGAGCAGAGGAGGGAGAGGGGAGAGGAGGGUGGCGGCACGGGAUAAAGAGAAAACCCUCAGGAGCGUGCACCAGGGUGCAUCUGCGACUUUGCAGAGAGAGCUGGAAAGUGCACAGGGAAACGGGCAGAGGUGUCGGAGUAUCAAAGUGAUCGCUGGGGCUGGGAAAAGCCUGCAGAGGGUGAAUCAAACACUGUCGCUGUUGAUCCCGGUGUGCCUGGCACAGCGAAGAAGCCGGAGUAGUAGAGUGAAAAGGUUGCGGGAUCUGGCAAGUGGGGGCUCGGGGGGAUCCUUUUACAGAGACAACCAGUCCAGAUAUAUGCUGCGAGACACAACUGACUGGAGAGAGAUUGUGACACAUUUACUGCAAAUCUUCCUCCUUUAAAGGCGUCAAAAGGCUAGGUAAGAAAGACAAGAUUGACAUUACUACUUUUGACUUCACUGAUGCUGGAUGAUGGAGACGAAAACUCCGUGAGAGAAAAACCCAUUUAAAAAUCCAGACUUACUGAAAAGCUCUUUUUACUCCAAAGUCUUUUCUGGGCUUUUGCACCCUCAACCAGCACAACAUAUCAAUAACCUCCUUUCUCCAGACCAUUAAGAUGCCUCCUGCUGAUGCAGUCUGAACUGUAAGUGGAUUACAACCGCAAUGUUUUGGGACUGCUCUUUGAAAAAGGAAGAGGAAAACCCAUAAGUGGCGGAUUUACAUCUGUCAAAGUGGAAGAGGAUCCUGUGCCGCUUUGUCUUUCUCUUGCUGUGGAUUACAGAUGGGCUUUGUGAUCUCUGCAAAGUCUCAUGGGUGACUGCGCACCAGUCAUUAGGAUAAAGUACAAGGGGGGACUCAAGUGAGGACUAAGAUGAACCUUUUUCUCUGAAGAUCAGGCAAAUACGAAUGUUGAAAGUGAAUCUGCAAUGUAAUGUUUUGUCCCUAAUAAUAGGACAUGUAAGUAAUUUGUUCAAAUAUUGCAUUGCAUUUAAUGAGGAUGAGACAUGCUGGCAUCCGUUAACUUGCUGGCACCCUGGUUGAGAGUGAUUCUCUAAAUGAAGGGUUCUGUCUACCUGGCAGGUGGCUUGGACAUAAGCAAAGAGUGACUGAGUUGAUAUUCGUAACUCCCGUUUCCGGGAUUCUGGCUAAAGCAGAAGCCACUUUGGCGAAUACUACAGCCUGGCCACACUGAGGACACUCCUCUCCAGGACACAGCUUCUCCUCCUCCUCUCAACUUAGCAAGAAUGGUACCCCCACCUCCCACCAACAAGCCACACGUGUGCCUGUCCACCAUCCUCAUCAUGAGCAGCAUGGCAUUGAUUGAUGCCUACCUGGUGGAGCAGAACCACGGCCCGCGCAAGAUUGGCAUCUGCAUCAUGGUCAUGGUGGGAGACAUCUGCUUUCUGAUUGUCUUGCGCUACGUGGCCGUAUGGGUGGGGGCCGAAGUGCGCACGGCCAAGCGGGGGUAUGCCAUGAUCCUUUGGUUCCUCUACAUCUUUGUGCUGGAAAUCAAGGUGUACUUUGUGUAUCAGAACUAUAAGGCCGACAGGAAAAGCCUGGACGCUCUUGCCAGGAAGGCACUAACACUGCUGCUCUCCAUCUGCAUUCCAGUGCUCUUUGUGGUGCUGGUGGCUAUUGACCACAUGGAGUAUGUGCGUGCCUUCAAGAAGCGCGAGGAAAUCCGCAAUCGUCUCUUCUGGGUGGUGGUGGAUUUGCUUGACAUUCUGGACAUUCAGGCCAACCUGUGGGAGCCCCAGAAGAAGGGCCUCCCUCUGUGGGCGGAGGGCUUGAUGUUUUUUUACUGCUACAUCCUCCUCCUCGUGCUACCCUGUGUGUCUUUGAGUGAAAUCAGCAUGCAAGGUAUCAACAUUGUGCCCCAUAAGAUGCUUCUGUACCCAAUCCUCAGCUUAGUGACCAUCAACGUCAUCACACUCUUUAUCCGUGGUGGCAACAUGAUUUUGUACAGGGAUGCGAGGGUGUCGGGGAUCCUAAUAGGGAAGAACGUACUGGCUAUCAUCCUAAAGACCUGCAGCUUUGUCCAGUACAGGAGACAGUUGCAGAGUGCCCCACCUGCUUUUGGAGUUGAGCUGCAGAAAAACUCACUUGCCCACGCCCGCCCUGCCCCCACCCCUCCCCAAGUCGUUAUCCAGGACCAGACACCCUUGCCUGAGGUGACAACAUGCGAGCACACGUGACAAGAUGCUUUGCAGGAUCCUCAAGAUGCUGGCAGUGCACAAUGUUUUACACUUUUUUAGGUCAUUUGAUCAAACGGAAUACUAAUGCGCACACAAGAGGGUUAUCCAGCAUUUCCAGGUGUGUCAUGUUGCAAUUUAGAUCUUGUGAUUUUGUUGAAACGCUUUCCUCCUGUGAAUUCGGUUGAUUGUGUAUUUUUCCAAUGGUGUGGGGGGGAAAAAAAAAACAAAAGUAUAUAUUUUUGAAUUGGCUGUUGCAUUCUAAUGUGUGAUGUGGUGUCUAUUUUAUUUAUUUUUUUGCUUGAGUCUUAGUAGUCGAGGGCUUUAGAACAAAACUUGAGCAAAGGGACACCAAUUAAUGUGAAAAUAACUGUUCAAAUUAUGGCAGAAGUGUCUUUUCUAUGUGACUUUUUGAUAAAGUACUGUCCUUCUUCUGUGAGAACAGGGUUUGCAUCACGCCAUUUCAGUCAUUGGACCAGUUAAGUAAGUGUGUGAUCUGUUUUCAAGUCAAAUUCCGCAGGUCUUUAAUUAACCUGUGCUGCAAAAAUAAAACAUAAAAUGAUUUUUCCACUCAA
This is a messenger RNA of Hippocampus comes (tiger tail seahorse), 2780 nucleotides long. Its product is annotated as transmembrane protein 121. Lineage: Eukaryota; Metazoa; Chordata; Actinopteri; Syngnathiformes; Syngnathidae. The transcript has a single exon. The record is from RefSeq and is a predicted model, not a curated record. The coding region runs from base 1258 to 2208 and encodes 316 amino acids.